AUGUACUCAUCCCUUGCUUUCCCCAAACCAGGAUUUUCCAUUGCCAGUUCUUGUGAAGCUGUGAGGAAGAGGAAGAUGUCCCGGGACACUGAGGCAGAGCAGGAGCUGAGCAUGGAGAGCAGGGAGGACAAAUCCCCACAGCAGAACCUCGUGGCAGAGGCCGUUUUGUGCGGCUCCACUGUGAAGGAACCCAACGGGGAGGAAAAGCCCCGGAGAUGCCGCACCAGGAGGGGCUGCAAACGCAGAUCGCGGGGAUGAGGGGAAAGACCCAGCCUGGGCCGGGAAGGUGGCCGGAGAUGGAGCCAGAGCUCGGAGCUGGUGGACCAUGAGCAGCUCCAUGAUGGGGAGAAGCCCCACACCUGCAUGGAGUGUGGGAAGAGCUUCAGGUGGAGAUCCAGCCUGAUCCAGCACCAGAGGACCCACACUGGGGAACGGCCCUACGAGUGUGAUCAGUGCAGGAAGAGGUUUCAGACCAGCUCCCAUCUCCUCCUGCACCGAUGCAUCCACACUGGCGAGAGGCCCCACAAUUGUGAGGAAUGUGGGAAGAGAUUCAGCCGGAGCUCCACCCUGAUCCAGCACCAGAGGACCCACAGAGGAGAGAGGCCCCACGAGUGUGGGGAGUGUGGGAAGAUCUUCAGCCGGCGUUCCAGCAUGAUUGUCCACCAAAAGAUCCACACUGGGGAGAGGCCCUAUGAAUGUUCUGAGUGUGGGAAGGGGUUUUGGAUCCACUCCCAUCUUUUCCAGCACUAUCAGAGCCACACAGAGGAGAGGCCCUUCUGCUGCCCCGACUGUGGGAAGGGAUUCAGGGAGAACUCUGAUCUUGUCACUCACCGGCACAUUGACACCGGGGAGAGGCCCUACGAGUGUCCCCAGUGUGGGAAGAGCUUCUCCAGCAGCUCUCACUUGACCCAACACCAACGGAGGCACCGCUAAGGGAAGCCCUGCGAGUGCCCCGAGUGCGGGAAGAGCUUUGUGUGCUGCUCCAGCUCCA
Molecule: messenger RNA, 991 nt
Organism: Onychostruthus taczanowskii (white-rumped snowfinch)
Lineage: Eukaryota; Metazoa; Chordata; Aves; Passeriformes; Passeridae
Product: zinc finger protein 436-like
Biological process (GO): regulation of transcription by RNA polymerase II
Cellular component (GO): nucleus
Molecular function (GO): DNA-binding transcription activator activity, RNA polymerase II-specific; RNA polymerase II cis-regulatory region sequence-specific DNA binding
Source: RefSeq, a predicted model, not a curated record